UGUGUAAGCCAGCCGUACCCACGCCCGCCACGGUUCCCCGGGUCCAGCUCUCACACCGACGCACACCAGCGAGGAAGGAGGAGGAGGAGGGGGAGGAACAGUGAGGGACGUCCAGGCGGGAGGAUCAGGGAGGAUGUGUGUAACGGCGGCGGGCGAGCGAGCGAGGUGCGGCGCAAUGCUAAGGAUGAUAGACAAACGGUUCUCUUGGUCACAGUGAAGUACGGGAGAGCUGCGUGUUUUUAGUGAUGUAAAAACAAGAACAAAAAAUAGAAAAAAAAUAGCAAAAGGGAAUUCAUGAGUAAGUUUUUAACCCUUGAUCUUGAGUGCGUUUGAAAAAUACAGCUUUACAAAGUGCAAACCUUCUACCUGCAAACUGGAAACUGAGAAGGAAGAGCUCUAUCGUACUAAACGCAAGAACGAUUUAGCCAAGGCCCGAACACUCGACUCUACGAAUUCAACGGAAGCCAAACUCUCGUGAAAGGCCAGGCCCACGUGAAGCCGUUUAGCAUAAGCCUGACCCCAGGAGAUGGACCCGGGGGUGGGGGGAGGGCGAGAGGGAGGGGGACAGCUUUAAUCCAGCGAAAUAGAUAGACGAAUAGUCGGAUGGGAAGAUAAGUCAGAUAGAUAGACUGAUAAAGAGAGACAAAGAGAGAGAACAAUGACGUCUCCCUCCGCACCUCCAGCCUCCACGUGACCUCUACGGUGAGACGUCAGCUUCAUCAUGAUGUCAGGGUCGGAGGUCACCUUGGAGGUCACAGUGCCUCCAUCCGACUUUAGUCUGGACCUUAUCCUGACGUCCUCGCCCUCGCCCUCCACCUCCUCGGGCACACUACCUCCCUACCUCACCAUGGAGGCUGCUAACGGUAGCCAAUCAGGGAACUGCUCGGAGCACCUCAGCCACUUCACCUGGACCAACCACAAGCUGGCCUCGAUCAUCAUCCUGGUGGUGAUCAACGCGCUGGUGCUCGCCGGGAACACCCUAGUCAUCCUGGCCGUGUUCCUCUCCAGCAAGCUGCGCACCGUCACCAACCUCUUCAUCGUGUCCCUAGCAGUGUCUGACCUCCUGCUGGGGGUGAGCGUGCUGCCCUUUAGCAUGGCCUACACCGUGUUCGAGUCGUGGGUGUUCAUGGCGGCGUGGUGCUCCAUGUGGCAGGCCAUCGACGUGUGGCUCUCCACCGCCUCUAUCCUCAACCUAGUGGUCAUCAGCCUGGACAGGUGAGUAAUGGACACCAUGGUAAUUUGAGCUUCACUUAGGUGAGGCUGAAAUUCUGUCGGCGGUGCGUUCACUCAAUUCUUUAUCUCCGAGAGAGUUGCAAUUCGGGAACAAACGCGUGGAUGAUUGAAAACUUUGACGCUUAAAACUUUUCAACUUAAAGUAACGCCCAUUUAUUUCUCUUGUUUUCGGAAUAAUGCUUUGCUCCUCAUGCCAGCGAGUAUGAAUUAUAUUUUGAGGUGUUCUUCAUUUUUUCUCCUCACAAACAAUUACGUUUCUGUGUAACUUACGAAAAGUUUGAGCUUGAAAAAGAGGAAGCACUAUAAUUUCAGUUGGAGGCUGGGAAAGUAUUCAGAACUUUACUUUAAGGUUACUAAUUAUGAUGACGGCGCAUGACUUGGGCAGUGGGGUGCAAGAUGUGCCUGCUAAGCGAUCUUUCAUUGCUCCGCUUUCUUCAUUGAUACAGUAGUGCAUAACUCGUAUUAAAAUAUUUAUAUCUAGUUCCUUUUACAUUUCUCCAUGUGCAGUUUUU
Messenger RNA from Eriocheir sinensis (Chinese mitten crab), 1745 nucleotides. RefSeq names its product probable G-protein coupled receptor No9. Lineage: Eukaryota; Metazoa; Arthropoda; Malacostraca; Decapoda; Varunidae. The record is from RefSeq and is a predicted model, not a curated record. Gene Ontology annotation, biological process: adenylate cyclase-activating adrenergic receptor signaling pathway. Bases 722 to 1219 code for a protein of 165 amino acids. The transcript has a single exon. Gene Ontology annotation, molecular function: G protein-coupled amine receptor activity. Gene Ontology annotation, cellular component: membrane.